Molecule: messenger RNA, 4847 nt
Organism: Mustela erminea (ermine)
Lineage: Eukaryota; Metazoa; Chordata; Mammalia; Carnivora; Mustelidae
Gene: RTN4
Product: reticulon 4
Exons: 9
Coding region: 321-3899 (1192 amino acids)
Biological process (GO): brain development; neuron differentiation; endoplasmic reticulum tubular network formation
Cellular component (GO): postsynaptic density; neuron projection
Source: RefSeq, a predicted model, not a curated record
UGGCUCCCUCCUCCCGCGCCAGUCCCUGCCUCUCCCUGCCAGGGAGGGUAAGUCACGCCAAAGUGGGCGGAGAAUCCUCUGGCCUCUCUCCUUCGCUCGUCUGGGCGGUGGCGGCAACUGGGGACGGGGCGGGUGGCGCAUCGCGGGCGCAGAGGCAGGAGGAGCAGUCUCAUUGUUCCGGGAGCCUUCGCCACUGCAGGUCUCUGGGCUCUUUCGGCCCUGCCCCUUCAGUCCUCCCCAACCCCCACAACCGCCCGCGGCUCUGAGGAGAAGCGUCCCGUGGAGACAGCAGCUGCAGCAUCAUCUCCAACCCGCCAGCCAUGGAAGACAUGGACCAGUCACCUCUGGUCUCCUCGUCCUCGGACAGCCCGCCCCGGCCUCAGCCCCCCUUCAAGUACCAGUUCGUGAGGGAGCCCGAGGACGAGGAGGAAGACGAGGAGGAGGAAGACGAGGAGGAAGAAGACGAGGACUUGGAGGAGCUAGAGGUGCUGGAGAGGAAGCCCGCCACCGGGCUGUCGGCAGCCCCGGUGCCCACCGCCCCCGUCGCUGGCGCGCCCCUGCUGGACUUCGGCAGUGACUUCGUGCCCCCGGCGCCCCGGGGGCCACUGCCGGCCGCGCCCCCCGCCGCCCCGGAGCGGCCGCCGUCUUGGGACUCGAGCCCUGUGUCUCCUGCGGUGCCCGCGCCUUCCCUGCCCUCAGCUGCCGCAGCCUUGCCCUCCAAGCUCCCCGAGGACGAUGAGCCUCCGGCCCGGCCUCCCCCUCCUCCCCCGGCCAGCGUGAGUCCUCAGGCCGAGCCCGCGUGGACCCCACCCGCCCCGGCCCCCGCCGCACCCCCCUCCACCCCGGCCGCGCCCAAGCGCAGAGGCUCUUCAGGCUCAGUGGAUGAGACACUUUUUGCUCUUCCUGCUGCAUAUGAGCCUGUGAUACACUCCUCUGCAGAAAAAAUUAUGGACUUGAAGGAGCAGCCAGGUAACACUGUUUCCGCUGGUCAAGAGGAUUUUCCAUCUGUCCUGCUUGAAACUGCUGCUUCUCUUCCUUCUCUGUCUCCCCUCUCAGCUGCUUCUUUUAAAGAACAUGAAUAUCUUGGUAAUUUACCAGUAUCACGCACCGAAGAAACACUUCAAGAAACCUCAACUGAAGCUUCUAAAGAGUUCACAGAGAAGGCAAAAAAUCCAUUUGUAGACAGAGAUUUAGCCGAGUUUUCACAAUUGGAAUACUCAGAAAUGAGAUUAUCAUUCAGUGGCUCUCCAAAAGCAGAAUCUGCCAUAAUAGUAGCAAAUCCUAGGGAAGAGAAUGAAGAUGAGAAAGAAGAAUUAGUUAGUAAUAACAGCCUUUGUAAUCAACAAGAGUUACCCAUAGCCCUUACUAAUAAAUCAGUUAAAGAGGAGGGCAAAGUUAUGUCUCCAGAAAAAACAAAGGACAGUUUCAUUGAAAAGGGAAUUGCAGCAGAAGCUCCUAUGAGGGAAGAAUAUGCAGACUUCAAACCAUUUGAGCGAGUUUGGGAUGUAAAAGACACUCAUAAGCAAGAUAGUGAUGGAGGUAAUGUAGAGAGCAAGUUGGAGAGUAAAGCGGAUAAGAAAUGUUUUGCUGAUAGCCCUGAGCAAACAAAUCAUGAAAAAGAUAGUGAAAGCAGUAAUGAUGAUACUUCUUUUCCCAGUACACCAGAAGCUGUAAAAGAUGGUUCAGGAGCAUAUAUCACAUGUUCUCCUUUUAACCCAACAGCAACUGAAAACCUUUCAACAAACAUCUUUCCUUUGUUGGAAGAUCAUACUUCAGAAAAUAAGACAGAUGAAAAAAAGAUAGAAGAAAAAAAGGCCCAGAUUGUAACUGAGAAGAAUUUUAGUACCAAAACAUCAAACCCUUUCCUUGUAGCCACACAAGAUUCUGAGGCCGAUUAUGUCACAACAGACAGUGUGUCAAAGGUGACUGCGGAAGUAGUGGCGAACAUGGCUGAAGGUCUAACCCCAGACUUAGUACAGGAAGCGUGUGAAAGUGAAUUGAAUGAAGCUACAGGUACAAAGAUUGCUUUUGAAACAAAAAUGGACUUGGUUCAAACAUCAGAAGCCCUGCAGGAGACGCUCUACCCUGUGGCGUCUCAGCUUUGCCCAUCUUUUGAAGAAUCUGAAGCCACUCCUUCACCGGUGUUGCCUGACAUUGUUAUGGAAGCACCAUUAAAUUCUCAAGUUCCCGGUGCUGGUGCUGCUGCUCCUGCCUCGCAGCCCAGUUCAUCCCAGCUAGAAGCUCCUCCUUCUGCUAAGUAUGAAAGCAGAAAACCUGAGCCGGAAAAUCCCCCACCGUAUGAAGAGGCCAUGAAUGUAUCCCUAAAAAAUGUAUCAGGAAUAAAAGAAGAAAUGAAAGAACCUGAAAGUACUAACGUAGCUGUUCAAGAAACAGAAACUCCUUAUAUAUCUAUCGCAUGUGAUUUAAUUAAAGAAACAAAGCUCUCUACUGAACCAUCUUCCGAUUUCUCCGAUUACUCAGAAAUAGCAAAAGUUGCACAGCCAGCGGCUGAUCAUUCUGAGUUAGUUGAGGAUUCUUCACCUGAUUCCGAACCGGUGGACUUAUUUAGUGAUGAUUCAAUACCUGAAGUUCCACCAAAACAAGAUGAAGCUGUGAUACUUGCGAACGAACAUCUCACGGACGCUUCUCAGUCAGUGAUGGAACAUGAAACUAAGGAAAAACUCAGUGCUUCACGACCACCUGAAGGGGGAAAGCCAUAUUUGGAAUCUUUUCAGCCCAAUUUAGAUACCCCAAAAGAUGCCUUAUCUCCCGAAGUUUCCGCACUGGCCCAAAAGGAGAAAAUUCCUUUGCAGAUGAAGGAAAUCAGUACUGCAGUUUAUUCUGAUGAUGGCGUAUUUAUUGCUAAGGAAGCAAAAGUAAGGGAGAGUGAAACAUUUUCAGAUUCAUCUCCAAUUGAGAUUAUAGAUGAGUUCCCUACAUUUGUCAGUUCUAAAACUGAUUCUUCUCCUAAAUUAACCGGGGAAUAUACUGAUCUAGAAGUAUCCCACAAAUACGAGAUUGCUAAUGUCCAGGAUGAAGCUGGGUCAUUACCUGGCUCAGAGUUACCUCAUGACCUUUCUUUCAAGAAUGUACAACCUAAAAAGGAAGAUAAAGUCCAUGUCCCAGAUGAACCCUUCAAAGAUAGGUCUGAUAUUUCGAAGGUGCCCUUACUGCCUCCAGAUGUUUCUCCUUUGGCCACUCAAACAGAAAUAGGCAGUAUAGUCAAACCCACAGUUCUUGUGAAAGAAGCUGAGAAAAAAACCCCUUCUGAUACAGAGCAAGAGAACAGAUCACCAUCUGCUAUAUUUUCAGCAGAGCUGAGUAAAACUUCAGUUGUUGACCUCCUCUACUGGAGAGACAUUAAGAAGACUGGAGUAGUGUUUGGUGCCAGCUUAUUCCUGCUGCUUUCACUGACAGUAUUCAGCAUUGUGAGCGUAACUGCCUACAUUGUCUUGGCCCUGCUCUCUGUGACUAUCAGCUUUAGGAUAUAUAAGGGUGUGAUCCAAGCUAUCCAGAAAUCAGAUGAAGGCCACCCAUUCAGGGCAUAUUUGGAAUCUGAAGUCGCCAUAUCUGAGGAGUUGGUUCAGAAAUACAGUAAUUCUGCUCUUGGUCAUGUGAACUGCACGAUAAAGGAACUCAGACGCCUCUUUUUAGUUGAUGAUUUAGUUGAUUCUCUGAAGUUUGCAGCAUUGAUGUGGGUAUUUACCUAUGUUGGUGCCUUGUUCAAUGGUCUGACACUACUGAUUUUGGCUCUAAUUUCACUCUUCAGCGUUCCUGUUAUUUAUGAACGGCAUCAGGCGCAGAUAGAUCAUUAUCUAGGACUUGCAAAUAAGAGUGUUAAAGAUGCUAUGGCUAAAAUCCAAGCAAAAAUCCCUGGAUUGAAACGCAAAGCUGAAUGAAAAAGCCAGAGAUCAUAAACACUAGGGGUUUGAAAGGGGAUAUUCAUUCGAUUACAUGGGGGAGGGUCAGGGAAGAAGGAAACCUUGACAUUGCAGCUUCACAGAUCUUUAUUUUUAGCAAUGCGGUGUCUGAGGAAAAAUUACCUGUCUUGACUGCCAUGUGUUCAUCAUCUUAAGUAUUGUAAGCUGCUAUGUAUGGAAUUAAUUAAACCGUAAUAUUUGUUUUUCCUAUUUGAGGCACUGGUGAAUAAAAAAGAUCUGAGAAAGCUGUAUGUUACACUCUGUGGCAGGUAGUCUUGCUGUUGUUUUUUGGGGGGGAGGGGGUCGCAGAGAAAGUGGAGCUGAAAAAAAUAAUCCUUCUCACAGUUUGUGCACUGUGUAUGGUCUGUGUAGAUUGAUGCAGAUUUUCUGAAAUGAAACGUUUAGACGAGAUCAUACCACUAAAGCAAGAGUGAAAAAGCUUGCCUUCCUGGUAUGUUCUAGGUGUAUUGUGAAUUUUACUGUUAUAUUAAUUGCCAAUAUAAGUAAAUAUAGAUUAUAUAUAUAUCUAUAUAUAGUGUUUCACAAAGCUUAGACCCUCCCCUCCGGCUGCCGCACAGUGCGCGGUAUCUCAGAGAGUCCCCGGUUACAUGUGUAUAGUUCCAAAGCACAUAAGCUAGAAACAGAAAAUCCAUUUCUAGGAGCACUACCAUCUGUUUUCAACAUGAAGCAAUGCCAUGCACAUAGUAAACUUCACCGCACAGACUUCCUGUAGUUCAUUUUGUGAUAAACUCGGAAUCUCCGGACUGAAUCUAAUGCUUCCAAAAACGUUGUUUGCAAAUAUCAAAACUUGUUAUGCAAAAAAUUAUAAAAUGAAGAUUUAUACAUUUGUGGUUUAAGCUGUACUGAAUCUGUGGAAUGCCUUGUGAACUGUAAAAGCAAAGUAUCAAUAAAGCUUAUAGACUUAAA